ACCCACCCACCCACCCACCCACCCACACACACACACACACACACACACACACACACACACACCUUCAGCCCUACAACUUGAUGAAGUUUUCCUCCUAACUUUACAUUCAGCGCGGACCAGCCCCCUGUUCAGCAGCAUGACUCUGUCCAACAAGUGGUGGAUUUUGUGCGCUGUUUCUCUCUCCUGUCUCGCCUGUUUUGGGUCCUGCAGAAGACAUAGAGAAGAUGGAGCCCAACCCGAGCUAUUCAUCUUCAAUGAGCUGUGCGCCCUGAAGGAUGAGCCAGGGCCUUGCAAGGCCAUUAAGGACCGAUACUUCUUCAACGUCGACACGGGACACUGUGAGCUGUUUGAAUACGGAGGCUGCGGGGGUAACGCCAAUAAUUUCGAGACCUUGGACGCAUGUGAGGAAACGUGUGUCGUCUCAGAUGACAAGAACCCGUGUCACUUAGGCGAGGCUCCUGGCCCCUGCCGAGGGCUGUUGACGCGCUACUUCUUUGACAGCGACAGUCAGCAGUGCAAGCAUUUCUUCUACGGCGGCUGCUUUGGCAAUGCCAACAAUUUCAGGAGCAUGGCGGCAUGCCAGGCCAAAUGUCAGAACCCAGCAAAAUCCACUAAGGCACCAGACGUCAACACACAGUCUGCUAGAAAAUCCAGUGUUGUGCAGCCAACCACGUUAACUGGGGAGUUGACGGUAAAAGAAUCUCAGGUGCAAGCGAAUGGCGCUAAUAGAGAGCCAAAAGACUUCAAGCCUUCAGAGAUGUGCUUCAGUCCGGUGGAGAGGGGAACAUGUCAUGGGACAGAGAAGAGGUUUGCAUACAACCCCGAGGUCAAGAGAUGCCUGGCGUUUCAUUACAGCGGCUGCGGCGGAAACGACAACAACUUCACAUACAGGAAAGACUGUUAUCACAAGUGCAUUCGAAACAGAAGGGUUCCUAAGAAGGGGAUGAUCCGAAUAAGGAAGAAAAACCUCAACAACAUUGUUAAUCGCUCAGCGUAAACACCUUGCUCUGCUUUACAUCCUGCACUAUUGUGGAGCCAUCUGUAUUUAUGUUCAUAUGUUAUGUUUAGCUAUACUCAUAUCUAUUGUUUUGCAGUGUACCGUGUACCUGAAUUAGCUUUGUAGUGACUGAAUGCAAUCAUCAUCAUUAUUUCAAUAUCUCAUUGACAAAAAAUGUCUACUAAAGCCGCUCUCCACACUGUUGCUCUGCAUAUCUUAUAUAUAUGCUUUUGUAUAAACAACAUAUUGUGUCUUUUUCAUUUUUACAGUUGCAGGGCUCUGUUGUCAUCAUACUGAUAUAAACAUUUCACUGUAACGUUUAUAGGAAACACCAAAGUUGCAGCCAUACUGGAUUUGCCAAUGCUUGCCCUGUAUAUUUACUGUGUCCAAACUGGGCUUGGUAUCGCCAAUCAUUUCUCAGAUCAAUUUGAUUCCGAUUCGACUACAUUUAUGAUUAUCAAUUAGGUUAGGGAAAUUUCAGUUACAAUACCAAUUUAGCUGGGAUAUAAAACAGAUUCUGAGAGAACGUCAGUAAAUGUUGUAAACUGUAAGAAGCAACUCUCAAAUAUGUUUUUAUAAUGCACCAGGUUAAGAAUUGAGCCCCAAAAUGUUUGCGGCGGGUUAUACAUCCAUGGUGAAAAAGGCAUAUAUUAAAAUAUGGAUUUCUGGAUUUUAUUAACCCAUAUCAGUUCACUCAAGCAAAAAUGUUAUUUUUAAUUGGAGAAUCGAUGAUUUUAACCCAGCCCUAGUCUACACUGUAUCUUUUCUACAAAGGUUCUGGUCUAGCUCCACUAUUGUUAAUCAAUGUGAAGAAGUGCAUUAGCAGAUUAAACUGGGGGACAAUCCUUAUUCUAGGAUCAACCACAACAAUAUAUGGAAUGGUGUCAAGCAAACACAUUAAUCAAGAUGACCAUGUCCUCACAGCUAUAAAUCAAUGUGAACAAGGCAGUGGAUGCUCUAUUUUUUGAACUUUUUUAAUCAGUAUUGUGCAGUUUCGUAAAUCAUUGUUGCAAUCCUGCAGGUGUUGUUGGUAAGGAAAGACAGAAGGGGGCAGUGUUGUGUAAAGUAAGUUUCCGUGGUUGCCGUUGGCUGCACAGUGCUCCCUUUACUGUCUCCUUUUAUAAUCAUGGCUUUAAUGCAUUAGACUGUAAGAGUUUAUAUAAUUAACUUCAACAAACGUCUUCUCUUUCCUCCGAUUUUAUUCUGUAUUCCUCAUCAGUCUUUUCGUAUGUAGGCCGAACAAGCACACAAUGUUUCACAGUAAAAAAAAA
Molecule: messenger RNA, 2268 nt
Organism: Sander lucioperca (pikeperch)
Lineage: Eukaryota; Metazoa; Chordata; Actinopteri; Perciformes; Percidae
Gene: tfpia
Product: tissue factor pathway inhibitor a
Exons: 7
Coding region: 137-997 (286 amino acids)
Biological process (GO): negative regulation of peptidase activity
Cellular component (GO): extracellular region
Molecular function (GO): serine-type endopeptidase inhibitor activity
Source: RefSeq, a predicted model, not a curated record